GGAUGGGGCCCGGGGGCGCCGGCUCCGUGUCGGCCGAGCACCUGGCCUCCGAGCUGCAGAUGUUCGGCCUGGACUGCGAAGAGGCGGCCUACGAGAAGCUGGUGGAGCUGUGUCCUCUGUACAGGAAGACGGAGGACGAGCUGGUGGCCGAGCUGGUGGCCUUUAGCAGCAACACCGGCAAAGUGUAUCUCACCUUGGAGAACCUCAACUCCUUCGAAAAUGAGUUUCUGACCAAAAGAAUCGCCAAAGCCCGGCACGGUGCCUCCAAGAAGGACAGCAGCCACCCGGGCACCUGGGACAUCGUCUCCAUUCAAGAGCUGAUUGAAGUUGAGGCCAAAGAAGAGACCCUGCUGAACUCUUACACCACGCCCUCCAAGGGUUCUCAGAAGCGCAGCGUCAGCACCCCCGAGACUCCCCAGUCCAAACGGAACGUGUCGGCGGCUCACAGCCCUCAUCUGCUCUUCUCCCCGUCCAGCUUCUCUCCCAGUGCCACGCCCUCUCAGAAGUACAGCUCCAGAAGCAGCCGAGGAGAGGUCGUGACCACCUUUGGCUCCGCACAGGGAAUGUCGUGGUCUGGGAAAGGAGGCGGUGGCAGCCUCCGUGUGAAAGUCUUGGACGCUGCCAAAGCCCUCACUGGGAGCUACAAAUCCAUGUUCCAGAAGCUCACCGACGUCCGAGAAGUUCUGACCUGCAGGAUUGAAGAGCUCGGCUGUGAACUGAAGGAGCUUCACCAGAUUGAGGCCUUCAAUCCCGUUUCUGUGCCAGCGCAGGAACCGAUCACUUUGCUGGGCCAGAUUGGUUGUGAUAGCAACGGGAAGUUGAACCCGAAAUCAGUGAUUCUGGAAGGAGAUCGGGAGCAUUCCCUGGGGGUGCAGAUCCCAGUGGAUCUCUCGGAGCUCCAGGAAUAUUCUCUGUUUCCCGGGCAGGUUGUCAUUAUGGAAGGGACCAACAGCACAGGAAAGAAAUUCAUCGCCACCAAACUCUACGAGGGAGUGCCUCUUCCUUUCUACCAGCCCACAGAAGAGGAUGGAGAUUCGGACCAGCGGAUGCUCCUGGUGGCCUGUGGGCCUUACACCACGUCGGACAGCGUCACUUACGACCCCAUGAUGGAUCUGAUCAGCGUCAUCGGCAGAGACCAGCCGGACGUCUGCAUUCUGUUGGGACCUUUCCUCGAUGCUAAGCAUGAGCAGGUGGAGAACUGUCAGCUGACCUCCACGUUUGAAGGCGUAUUCAGACACUGUGUGAGGACAAUUAUCGAAGGGACCAGAAGUUCGGGCACCCACCUCGUGUUCGUCCCAUCCCUGCGAGAUGCGCACCAUCACCCAGUGUACCCCCAGCCACCCUUCAGCCUCUCAGAGCUCCCCCAAGAGGACAAAAAGCGAGUCCACUUCGUGUCUGACCCCUGCACCCUCUCCAUAAAUGGAGUGAUUCUGGGCUUGACCUCCACGGACCUGCUGCUUCACAUGGGAGCGGAGGAAAUCAGUAGCUCAUCCAGCGCCUCAGACAGAUUCAGCCGCAUCCUCAAGCACGUCCUGACCCAGAGGAGCUACUACCCCCUGUACCCUCCCUUCGAGGAGAUGAGCGUUGACUACGAACAUUUCUAUUCUCACGCCCAGCUUCCAGUCACGCCGGACAUCUUCAUCGUUCCCUCUGACCUGAGAUACUUUGUGAAGGAUAUCUUGGGUUGUGUCUGUAUGAACCCUGGACGCCUCACCAAGGGGCAAGUGGGGGGCACCUUUGGGCGCCUGUACAUCAGCAGGCAGGCCGCCGACGGCAGUGGGAGGAAGAGCGCGUGCGCAGCGGCCCAGGUGGUCAAGAUCUGAAGCGAGUCUGGCCCCAAGAGGGCUGGCGUGAGGCCCCGGCCGCUGACGGCGCUGGAGGCCGGGGGCUCCCCUCCGGCAGGCCAGACCCCAGCAGCGCCUUUGGCCCUGGAGGAAGAAGCAGCCCCCCCAUAGGUGCACGGGGUCCACACCCAGCCAAGUCGGGACGUAAUCACUGUAUUUGGAGAAAGAUGGGGGGUGUUUUCUACAUGGGACAAAAACAAGACGUUUGUAAAAAUUAAAUUUCUUUACGAUCCAGCUUGGG
Molecule: messenger RNA, 2085 nt
Organism: Vombatus ursinus (common wombat)
Lineage: Eukaryota; Metazoa; Chordata; Mammalia; Diprotodontia; Vombatidae
Gene: POLA2
Product: DNA polymerase alpha 2, accessory subunit
Exons: 18
Coding region: 3-1823 (606 amino acids)
Biological process (GO): DNA replication initiation; DNA replication
Cellular component (GO): alpha DNA polymerase:primase complex
Molecular function (GO): DNA binding
Source: RefSeq, a predicted model, not a curated record